AUGGAAGGAGGAACCUCUGAGCGUUCCCUCCCAGGGACCUCCGAGAGAUCUGAUGGUGAUGAAUUGGAAGGGAAGAACAAAGGGGACCACAACAGAAUCCACAUAGCGGAGGAACCAAAUCAAUAUUCAGGGUAUGGAGAGAACAUCUGUCAGAGCUCCCAGUCCACCUCCCAUCAAGGAAACAGCUUCAUCCAGAGGGAUAGCCUUACGUCACACGAAAGAACUCACAGUGGAGAGAAAUUGUAUCAGUGCUUGGAAUGUGGAAAGAGCUUCAGUCGGAAGGAUUCUCUCAUUUCCCAUCAAAGAAUUCAUACAGGAGAGAAACCCUAUCAGUGUUUGCAGUGUGGAAAGUGCUUCAGUCAGAGGAGCAAUCUGACAACCCAUCAAAGGAUUCAUACAGGGGAGACACCCUAUAAGUGCUUGGAAUGUGGAAAGAGAUUCAGAAAGAGCUCAGAGCUCACUUCCCAUCACAGAAUUCAUACAGGGGAGAAACCCUAUCAGUGCUUGGAAUGUGGUAAGAGAUUCAGACUGAGCUCAGAGCUCACUUCCCACCAAAGAAUUCAUACAGGGGAGAAGCCUUAUCAGUGCUUGGAAUGUGGAAAGAGAUUCAGUCAGAGCCACAGCCUCACUUCCCAUCUAAUAAGUCAUACAGGGGAGAAACCCUAUCAGUGCCUGGAAUGUGGAAAGAGCUUCAGACAGAGGAACGGUCUCACUUACCAUCAAAGAAUUCAUACAGGGGAGAAACCCUAUCAGUGCUUGGAAUGUGGAAAGAGCUUCAGUAACCGCCAAAUUCUCACUUCCCAUCAAAGAAUUCAUACAGGGGAGAAACCCUAUCAGUGCUUGGAAUGCGGAAAGAGCUUCAAUUGUAGGACUAGUCUUACUUCCCAUCAAAGAAUUCAUACAGGGGAGAAACCCUAUCAGUGCUUCGAAUGUGGAAAGAGCUUUCGUCAGAGUUGUGAUCUCAAUUCCCAUCAAAGAAUUCAUACAGGGGAGAAACCAUAUAAAUGCUUCCAGUGUGGAAAGAGCUUCAGUCACAGCCAUGAACUCACCAUCCAUCAAAGGAUGCAUACAGGUGAGAAACCCUAUCAGUGCCAGGAAUGUGGAAAGAGCUUUCGUGAGACGGGAAAACUUGCUGCUCAUCGAAGAAUUCAUACAGGGGAGAAACCCUAUCAAUGCUUGGAAUGUGGAAAGAGCUUCAUCCAAAGGGCCCAUCUCCUGAGCCAUCAAAAAACUCAUACAGGUCAGAAACCCUAUCAAUGCUUGGAAUGUGGAAAGAGCUUUCGUGAUAAGGGUAAACUCACUUCCCAUCAAAGAAUUCAUACUGGGGAGAAACCCUUUGUGUGCUUGGAAUGUGGAAAGAGCUUCAGUCGGAAGGAUUCUCUCAUUUCCCAUCAAAGAAUUCAUACAGGAGAAAAACCCUAUCAGUGUUUGCAGUGUGGAAAGUGCUUCUGUCAGAGGAGCAAUCUGACAACCCAUCAAAGGAUUCAUACAGGGGAGACACCCUAUAAGUGCUUGGAAUGUGGAAAGAGAUUCAGACAGAGCUCAGAGCUCACUUCCCAUCACAGAAUUCAUACAGGGGAGAAACCCUAUCAGUGCUUGGAAUGUGGUAAGAGAUUCAGACUGAGCUCAGAGCUCACUUCCCAUCAAAGAAUUCAUACAGGGGAGAAGCCUUAUCAGUGCUUGGAAUGUGGAAAGAGCUUCAGUCAGAGCAACAGUCUCACUUCCCAUCAAAUAAAUCAUACAGGGGAGAAACCCUAUCAGUGCCUGGAAUGUGGAAAGAGCUUCAGACAGAGGCACGGUCUCACUUACCAUCAAAGAAUUCAUACAGGGGAGAAACCCUAUCAGUGCUUGGAAUGUGGAAAGAGCUUCAUUAACCGCCGAAUUCUCACUUCCCAUCGAAGAAUUCAUACAGGGGAGAAACCCUAUCAGUGCUUGGAAUGCGGAAAGAGCUUCAAUUGGAGGACUAGUCUUACUUCGCAUCAAAGAAUUCAUACAGGGGAGAAACCUUUUCAGUGCCACGAAUGUGGAAAGAGCUUCAUUCAUAAGAAUACUCUCACUUCCCAUCAAAGAAUUCAUACAGGUCAGAAACCAUAUAAAUGCUUCCAAUGUGGAAAGAGCUUCAUUCACAGCCACGACCUCACCAUCCAUCAAAGGAUUCAUACAGGUGAGAAACCCUAUCAUUGCCAGGAAUGUGGAAAGAGCUUUAGUGAGACUGGAAUACUUGCUGCCCAUCGAAGAAUUCAUACAGGGGAGAAACCCUAUCAAUGCUUGGAAUGCGGAAAGAGCUUCACCCAAAGGGCCCAUCUCCUGAGCCAUCAAAAAACUCAUACAGGUCAAAAACCCUAUCAGUGCCAGGAAUGUGGAAAUAGCUUUCGUGAGAGGGGUAAACUCAUUUCCCAUCAAAGAAUUCAUACUGGGGAGAAACCCUAUCAGUGCUUGGAAUGUGGAAAGAACUUCAGUCGGAGGGAUAGUCUUACUUCCCAUCAAAGAAUUCAUACUGGGGAGAAACCCUAUCAGUGCUUGGAAUGUGGAAAGAGCUUCAGUCAGAGCCACAGCCUCACUUCCCAUCUAAUAAGACAUACAGGGGAGAAACCGUAUCAGUGCCUGGAAUGCGGAAAGAGCUUCAGAUGGAAGGAUUCUCUCAUUUCCCAUCAAAGAAUUCAUACAGGAGAGAAACCCUAUCAGUGUUUGCAGUGUGGAAAGUGCUUCAGUCAGAGGAGCAAUCUGACAACCCAUCAAAGGAUUCAUACAGGGGAGACACCCUAUAAGUGCUUGGAAUGUGGAAAGAGAUUCAGAAAGAGCUCAGAGCUCACUUCCCAUCACAGAAUUCAUACAGGGGAGAAACCCUAUCAGUGCUUGGAAUGUGGUAAGAGAUUCAGACUGAGCUCAGAGCUCACUUCCCACCAAAGAAUUCAUACAGGGGAGAAGCCUUAUCAGUGCUUGGAAUGUGGAAAGAGAUUCAGUCAGAGCCACAGCCUCACUUCCCAUCUAAUAAGUCAUACAGGGGAGAAACCCUAUCAGUGCCUGGAAUGUGGAAAGAGCUUCAGACAGAGGAACGGUCUCACUUACCAUCAAAGAAUUCAUACAGGGGAGAAACCCUAUCAGUGCUUGGAAUGUGGAAAGAGCUUCAGUAACCGCCAAAUUCUCACUUCCCAUCAAAGAAUUCAUACAGGGGAGAAACCCUAUCAGUGCUUGGAAUGCGGAAAGAGCUUCAAUUGUAGGACUAGUCUUACUUCCCAUCAAAGAAUUCAUACAGGGGAGAAACCCUAUCAGUGCUUCGAAUGUGGAAAGAGCUUUCGUCAGAGUUGUGAUCUCAAUUCCCAUCAAAGAAUUCAUACAGGGGAGAAACCAUAUAAAUGCUUCCAGUGUGGAAAGAGCUUCAGUCACAGCCAUGAACUCACCAUCCAUCAAAGGAUGCAUACAGGUGAGAAACCCUAUCAGUGCCAGGAAUGUGGAAAGAGCUUUCGUGAGACGGGAAAACUUGCUGCUCAUCAAAGAAUUCAUACAGGGGAGAAACCCUAUCAAUGCUUGGAAUGUGGAAAGAGCUUCAUCCAAAGGGCCCAUCUCCUGAGCCAUCAAAAAACUCAUACAGGUCAGAAACCCUAUCAAUGCUUGGAAUGUGGAAAGAGCUUUCGUGAUAAGGGUAAACUCACUUCCCAUCAAAGAAUUCAUACUGGGGAGAAACCCUAUCAAUGCUUGGAAUGUAGAAAGAGCUUCAGUCGGAGGGAUAGUCUUACUUCCCAUCAAAGAAUUCAUAAAGGGGAGAAACCCUAUCAGUGCUUGGAAUGUGGAAAGAGCUUCAGAUGGAAGAUUAGUUUCACCUUCCAUCAAAAUAUUCAUACAGGGGAGAAUCCCUAUCAAUGCUUGGAAUGUAGAAAGAGCUUCAGUCGGAAGGAUGCUCUCACUUCCCAUCAAAGAAUUCAUAAAGGGGAGAAACCCUAUCAAUGCUUGGAAUGUGGAAAGAGCUUCAUUCGGAAGGAUUAUCUCACUUCCCAUCAAAGAAUUCAUGAAUAGGAGAAACCCUAAUAGUGCUUAGAAUGUUUAAAGAACUAAUAAUAAUAACAACAACAGAUACAGGUAGGUAGCUGUGUUGGUCUGCCAUAAUCAAAACAAAAUUAAAAAAA
This is a messenger RNA of Podarcis muralis (Common wall lizard), 4124 nucleotides long. The record is from RefSeq and is a predicted model, not a curated record. NCBI's taxonomy places the organism in Eukaryota, Metazoa, Chordata, Lepidosauria, Squamata, Lacertidae.